This is a messenger RNA of Mizuhopecten yessoensis (Yesso scallop), 1020 nucleotides long. RefSeq lists its product as uncharacterized. The transcript has 4 exons. The record is from RefSeq and is a predicted model, not a curated record. NCBI's taxonomy places the organism in Eukaryota, Metazoa, Mollusca, Bivalvia, Pectinida, Pectinidae. Bases 116 to 736 code for a protein of 206 amino acids.
UACCUAAAUGAACAUGCUUUGUUCUUUAGAGUUGACUUGUUAUGAUAAUAAUUUUACAAUAUCUUGUUUGUGAGAAUUAUCAGACCUAUUUGUUUAUAAAACUUUAUAAACAGACAUGAAGAACUACUGUUGGAACGGAGGAAUUAUAUUUGUGUGUAUUCUAAGUUAUAUAGAUUUGUGCAGCUGUGGUGAUCUGUGUUACGACAGUACACAUGAGAAGUAUAACUACUGUAGUGGCUACUGCUGUGGAGACCAGUGUUGUAACGUAGACGUUGGGGGGAUUGUGGCCGUGGUUGUGGCCAUAACAAUUGGAAUCGCUGCCAUUAUAGGGUUCGCUAUCUGUAUAUGUUAUGUGCUCGCCAAGAAGUCUCGUGUAAAAUCAGGAUGGCGGACGACAGUUAUUCACCCCAGAAACCUUGACGACAGUCUCCAUCAAACAACUACAGUUUCUUACACCACGACACAAUAUCCUAGCUGUCACAGCCAGUACCAGAAUGGCGUGUUUACCUUCGCGCUACCUUCAAACUUCAACCUGACACGUGAAUGCCCUCCCCUGUCCCCUAUCACGCCCCCUUCAGUGUCACCCAUCCACUCUUCCAUGUCCCUUAGCAAGCCCCCCUCAGUGUCACCCGUUCACUCUCCCCUGUCCCCUAUCACGCCCGAUACAGUGUCGCCAAUCCAUCCUCCCCCGUAUGUCGACAGAUCGGAUUCACCGCCCAAGUACUUAAGUGAUUAAAUAAAUUUAACCAAAACUCGAAACACAGACCUGAACAGGAAAUAACGUCAAACGAAACCGGAUGUGGUAUAAACUGGUGUUGGAUAGCGCUACAUCUUGUUAUGAUAGUGUGGAAUUUGUAUUAAACAGAUAGACUGACUUCCUGUUGUGGUGUCAUGUCAAUGAUUGUGUACGUGUAUUACAAACCAUGGUGCUCUGUAUGAUAGUUCAAAACUGUUUCGACGUAAUCAAAAAUGUAAAAAAAAGUGAGGAUAACAAUAAUAAAAGACAUAAUAAUGUAUAUA